CUCCCGUCUCACACGGGUAGCCGUGCGAAAGUGGGCUGGUGCCGCUACCCACUGCGAUUUGAACUCUGGCUAGUGAGCGCUCGGCCCUUGCGACACGCGUGUUCGCCACUGCCGGUUCCUCCGGCCAGUCGUCGUGCGUUUUGUUGUUCGUCGCGCGUGCCUCCCGAGCACAACGAUGAUACAUGGGCCGAGCAAAGAUGACGCCGGUGCCAGGAGUACCGUGGCCCACAUCGGCAGCAUCCCUUGGGGGAAAAACGACAGCGGCCACUGUGCGCUUAUUGACGUCGUUUGAAAAAUGGUGCUGACGGGAUCCGUUCUCGAGUCCGAGUGUCCCAAGUCGCUCGGCCGCAAGAUUAAGAUAAGGCAGGACCCGCCGGCACCGGCGAGCUGUUCACGGUCCGUUUUGGCUGCAUCGGCUGGCCGGACCGGCACGAGGAGGCUGCCCAUCGUCACCACGGUCGGAAUGACCCACGGGGAACCUGGCCUCCCGGACACGACUACGGCCAAUCUCGGCAACGGUGCCAUCACCGGCUUCACCCGGCAUCCUCUGCGCAAGAUCCUGGUACAGGAGAGCGUGAAAAGCAUCCGAGCGUCGCCGGAGGGAGGCACCGUCACUGCCCUACUACCCCGAAAUAGCAUCAACAACAAUAUAAACGGCGCUGGCGGCAACAACGCCGCCGCUCCUGCAGCCAGUGGGCAGCCGUCGGCGCGCCACGCCAAAGACGCACCGACAGCCGCGGCGAGCCCAUCCAGCCGCUCCUUCUUCUUCGGCACUGGGCCGGUGAGAGGAAACGCCGGGCGGAGCGGCGUCAAACCAGGGCCGAUCGGCAAGUCAGCCUCGGUGCCGGCGAACCUGCUGAGAGCCGAUUCCGGCAAAUCCUCGGCCGCGGGCAUCCUCAAGCGCUCGAGCUCCUUCUUCGACGGCCGGGGCUUGCGCUCGCUCCUGCAGAGGCGCUGGCGCAACCCGGCCGGCUCGGUGUCGCCCGAGUUGGGCCGCAAGUGCGUCUCGUUCAGCGCCGACACGAGCUUCCGCGAGUCGGCGGGUAAGAACCGCUGCGCCAAGAAAACCCCGCUGCACGAGGCCAAGCUGUACCGCAAGGGCGUCCUUCAGGGAAAAGCCAUAAACUGUUGCGCAGAUCGCAACGGGUGCCAGCCCGAGGAGCGGUUCAGCCAACACCGGAGCCAUCGCUCGCUACUGUUCUCGCCGGGGGAUACGACGAAUCUGCCGUUGUCCUGGGAAAAGUCCCCGGGGGGGCCUCGGGCCCUCCUGGGGGCAGCACAGGACGGGGACGACGAGCUCGCCGGGAGGAUUAUCGCCCGGCCAGGGGACGUCGACGUCAACGCCGUCGACAACAGCGGAAGGAGCGCCAUCAGUCACCUGGCGGGCAACGGGAGCGCCGUCGUGCUCGAGGACUGUCUGGCCCUUAGGGGGGCAGACGCUAAUCUACCGGACAACGAGGGCAACGCGCCCCUGCACUUUGCCGCCCAGGCCGGCCAGACGGACUGUUUGAACGUUUUGCUGCAGAGGUGCCCGAGCAUCGAGGUCGACGCGAGAAACUCCCUCGGGUUCACGCCCCUCAUGAAAGCCGCUCUCCAAGGCAGGACCAAGUGCGCCAAGAUACUACUCUUUGCAGGUGCCAAUCCGACGUUACGGGACCACGGCCGAGGAUUGAGGGCCGAGCAGUGGGCGCGCUUCUGCGGCAGGUACGUGUGCGCGGAGGUGAUCGAGCGGUUCGCCCGUUCCCGGCUCCUCGAGAAAUCGACCUCCUGCAGGUGGGGCUCCGAGCCCGAACUCGCCGCCCAAGUGUUCCAGGGCAAGCUGAUACCCCUCCCGUCGUCGCCGAUCCAGCCGCCCCCGAGUGGCCUAAAAUCCAAGAUCCGGCGCGUCUUCCGCACAACCUCGGGCUCGGACAAGAGCUUCUCCCUGGUCUCGCAGUUGACGAGCGCGGCCCUGUGCGCGAGCAGUCCCGUGCUCCCGAAACCCGGGGACGUCUCGCCCGUCGUCAAGAGCCUCCUCAGGCCCCUCAGCGUGCCCCAGCUAAGGAUAACCCUCGUUACGCCCCAGGAUAUCAUCGACAGUUGCGCCCAGGGUGUUAAUUUUACGGAUAAUUUCGAAAGCACGAUGGUUAAGCCGCCGAGGACGAAAAAGAAGGCCAAAUGAGGACAAAGCGGCGAUGACGAUGAUGAUGGGCAGCUCGACGACCAAUUACCAAAAAUACUCCGAAUCCACGCAUGAAUAUUAUUACAUAUAUAUACGCAUUCGCGGCAAUCGCUGCUGCAGCAUCGAUCCAUAUAUAAAUAUACAUAUAUCUGCAUUUCGGUAAUGUGCGGUCUCUACGUGAUUGUGUGUUGUUGAUGUUGACGAUGUAUCCUAGGACACAAGUACUUUUUUGCCUAUAAGAAUAUAUAUAUACAUACAUAUAUUUUUUUUACUCUCGAUUAAUUGUAAUACAUUGUAAAAAAAAAAAAAAACAGUAAACAGUUGUGGCUCGUACGCGUUUUUUGUUUCGUGGCGCUAGAUCGAGCCUAUCCAUAUUUGUACGUUACAUAUAAGAUAACAAAUGCAUUGUGUAUAUAAAUAUAUAUUAAUUGCCUGUGUGUACCAAUAA
Copidosoma floridanum is the source of this 2609-nucleotide messenger RNA. RefSeq lists its product as uncharacterized. The record is from RefSeq and is a predicted model, not a curated record. Gene Ontology annotation, molecular function: protein binding. NCBI's taxonomy places the organism in Eukaryota, Metazoa, Arthropoda, Insecta, Hymenoptera, Encyrtidae.